UGAACAAGCUGAUGAUUGAGUUGAGUAUGGAUUAUUUUCCCUGAAGAAUAACACCAUCUCCUCAAUGCAAUGCUGCUGCUCUUGUUAGCUGCUCUCCUCUUUUCCUCACAAAUGGUGGAUGGAACACCCAACUGUGUGUCUUUGGACAAGGAGGAAUUGCUGGCGGAGAAGAAGCUGAAACUUCUUAACAGGCCUGCGGUGAAGAGCAUUCAGAGCGAAGAUGGUGACAUAGUGGACUGUGUUGAUCUCUACAAACAGCCAGCCUUCGAUCACCCACUACUCAAAAACCAUACCAUUCAGGUCCAAUAUUUUACUCACCAGCAUCUGAGACCCGAUGAUGAGAUCUCCGGCGAAAGAGACGAGGGAGUAAAAGCACGCGUGCCGUCCCAAGCGUGGCAAAGGAGUGGGAGCUGCCCUGAUGGAACGAUCCCAAUCCUCAGGAUCCAAAAGCAUCACCUGCUCAACGCUGCUUCGAUGGAAGACUACGGCAGGAAGCCAUGGCAUGGCAUGACCAAGCACAAGAUACGUACAUCGAGUCUCUCGUUAGAUGCCGGCAUCGAAGGCCUGCACGCGUAUGGCGUGCUGAUGGCCAGUGGUUUCAGCUACAUCGGAGCCAAAGCAAGCAUCAACAUAUGGAAUCCCCAUGUCGGCGGGGACGACGAAUUCACUACUGCUCAGAUUUGGCUUCGGAAUGGGCCGUACAACAGCUCAGAAUCCAUCGAAGCCGGAUGGAUCGUAGAUCCCAGCCUUUAUGGUGACAUGAGGACAAGGUUUUUCGUGUACUGGACGACGGACUCCGGGAGGACGACAGGCUGCUUCAACCUCCUGUGCGCAGGCUUCGUGCAGACGAACCCACACGUAGCCCUGGGAGCUGCUUUCGCGAGUACAUCCCAAAGAGAUGGACUUACGGAAUUCAACUCAACAUGUGGCUGGUAA
This is a messenger RNA of Musa acuminata subsp. malaccensis (wild Malaysian banana), 936 nucleotides long. The record is from RefSeq and is a predicted model, not a curated record. NCBI's taxonomy places the organism in Eukaryota, Viridiplantae, Streptophyta, Magnoliopsida, Zingiberales, Musaceae.